Nylanderia fulva is the source of this 1334-nucleotide messenger RNA. It is a transcript of the gene l(1)10Bb, whose product is annotated as BUD31-like protein. The record is from RefSeq and is a predicted model, not a curated record. Lineage: Eukaryota; Metazoa; Arthropoda; Insecta; Hymenoptera; Formicidae. Gene Ontology annotation, biological process: mRNA splicing, via spliceosome. Gene Ontology annotation, cellular component: spliceosomal complex; nucleus.
CGGUCUCUUCUUUAGGCAGGCCUUUGGCGAUCUGUCUAUUAAUCUGUGGCGUCGUAUGCCCCAACUUGCUCCGUUUUACUUCAAUGCGCUCGUAUUGGUCCAAUUCGAGGAGCGCAUCAAUACGACCGCAUUGGAGCAGAGCUGAUAUUCUCCAUCGCAUUCAACGGAAGAAAUUCCUAGGUAGCAAUCGACCGAUAUCUAGGAAUUUUCUCCAUCGAAUGCAUCUAGUGUAAAAAUAAACAGAAGUUUGGACUUUUGGAACCUUGACUAUUUUAUGCAAUAUUUGGAAGCAUUAUAUUUUUAGUGAAAGAAAAAUAAUAAUAAAAUAGAAUAAAGUAUGCCGAAAGUACGACGGAGCAAAAAACCACCUCCCGAUGGCUGGGAGUUGAUCGAGCCGACUCUAGAAGAACUGGAACAGAAAAUGCGCGAAGCUGAAACCGAACCGCACGAGGGCAAAAGGAAACAAGAAUCUCUGUGGCCGAUUUUUAAAAUUCAUCAUCAGAAAUCGCGUUAUAUAUACGAUCUAUUUUACAGAAGAAAAGCGAUAAGUCGCGAAUUGUACGAUUACUGUUUGAACGAAAAUAUUGCGGACAAGAAUCUGAUUGCCAAAUGGAAGAAGGUUGGCUAUGAAAACUUAUGUUGCCUGCGAUGCAUUCAGACAAGAGACACGAAUUUCGGUACAAAUUGCAUCUGCAGGGUGCCUAAGGGCAAACUCGAAGAAGGCCGAAUAGUAGAAUGCAUUCAUUGCGGUUGCAGAGGUUGUUCAGGUUGAAUGUUUCCUGCAUAUUCGAUAUUCACUCGCAGUACGUGAGCAUUUUUCCGAAAGGCUGAGAUCACAAUGUUUGCACCAGAGCGCAUUUUUGGCAGGCGCAUCAGUUUCUCGUCGCCAUCCAUGAAAAUCUUUCCACGACACGUGAUCAUCAACGAUGCCGUUCUUUUCAAGGUGUCAUCAUUGCCUUGCGGAUUGUAAACCAAUGCGAUACCCUCGUCGUCGUCUCCGUCUGGCGAAACUUCUAAGAACUGUAUCAUAAGUCAUCAUUAUUAUUAUUAUAGAUAAUUUACCCACGUACAGCACAUUCGGUAAAUAUAAAUGAUAAAAUUCUAUCGCGUGCAAUCACCUUGAAUUCGAUGAUGUGAUUCGCAUCGAACUGAGGACCUUCUGAGAAUAAUGUACUUAUAGUGUCUGUGAGUUUUGCGGUCGUUUUACCAUUAUUAGUGAUCAUGUAAUUUUUAUUCUCGAGUUCCCAGCCUGUAAUUGUAAAUGAUUUUUACAUUGUUACAUUAAUAAAUUAAUUAAUACAUAUUUCGCAAUUAAAUGAGAAACGAUUUCCAAA